This is a messenger RNA of Boeremia exigua, 213 nucleotides long. RefSeq lists its product as uncharacterized. Lineage: Eukaryota; Fungi; Ascomycota; Dothideomycetes; Pleosporales; Didymellaceae. The transcript has a single exon. The record is from RefSeq and is a predicted model, not a curated record. The coding region runs from base 1 to 213 and encodes 70 amino acids.
AUGUACCUACUGCAGUCUAACUAUUUCUAUACGCAAGCUUCUCUCUAUGCGCUUCAAGUAACAGUAAAUAGAAUCACUAGACGCCUUAAGAUCGCGCGCAACAAUCUUUUCCACUCACACUGGCCAGUGCGCGAUGCGGUCAUCACACCAUUUAGGAUAGUGGAGGCAGUGCAUGUACCGGGAUACUGGACGUGGUUGUGGAAAUGCAAAUAG